This is a messenger RNA of Bursaphelenchus xylophilus (pine wood nematode), 7000 nucleotides long. The record is from the annotation of a GenBank genome assembly. Lineage: Eukaryota; Metazoa; Nematoda; Chromadorea; Rhabditida; Aphelenchoididae.
AUGUUCCGUCCAGUGUUUUAUAGUCGGUUGGCCAACACCGCAACCUGGUUCCGACAUGCUUCGACGACCGUUAAACGACCUCAGGUAGGGAUUUUUUGAUUAUUUUGUUGAUUUUUAGGGUUUUGGAAUGACGAGAAGAUAGUAAAACGUAAAUGGGGUGGUCGUAUUUUACCUUUGUGAGCCUUGGAAAGUCAUUUUUCACAUUUUUUUAUGAAACGUUAUAUUACUUUAGGGUCAAAAAGUUUUUUUUUUUUGUGUUUUAGUAUGUCUAGACCGUUUUUUAAUGCAGAUUGAUGUUUUCCAUGGGUCUAUGGUGGUUUUUUGAUUAGUUAAAUGCGAUAUUUAAGGAAAAUUUAUAUUACUUUAGGUCAAAAAUUUAAGUAUUUUUGAUUGUAUAUGGGUUUGAUUUUAAGUCUACUAGAGAGAACUUCGUAUUUUACAAGCAAAUUGGCUUCUAAUUCUAGGUGACCAGUUCCAAACCGUCCAUCAUAAACCAAGAAUCCUUUAUGAAUGGAACCACCAAUGUUUAUGUGGAGCAAAUGUACGAAAGCUGGCGCCAAGACCCCAACUCGGUCCACGCCUCAUGGGCGGCCUACUUCCGCAACGUUGAAGCGGGCGCCCAGCCGGGACAGGCCUUCCAAAGUCCGCCGGCACCCGCCUACAGAGGCGCGGCGUACUCGGCCAGCCUUCCCGCAACUCACGCAGCUCCAUCUGUUGCCGCCGCCGCAAGUGGAGACAUCAGUCAAGCCAUCCAUGACCAUCUGAAGAUUCAGCUGCUCAUCAGAAGUUAUCAGGCAAGCGAUUUUUGAUAUUGUUCUUGAAAUUUAGGUGAUUUUGGAAGAAUUUUGAAGAUAAAUCCGAUAUUGACGAUUUAAAUUGGACGAUUUUAGACUCGAGGUCACAAUAUCGCCGAUUUGGACCCUCUGGGCAUCAACAGCGCCGAUCUGGAUGACACCAUCCCAAGAGAACUGGAGCUCGAUUUUUACGGGUUUACUGAAAAGGACUUGGACCGCGAGUUUGUCCUGCCUCCAACCACCUUCAUUGGUGGAGAAAAGACCACAUUGCCCCUCAGGGAAAUCCUUUCCAGGCUGAAGGUGAGAUUUGAUGAAAAUUUUAUAUUAUUUUACAGACCUACUAGGAGGUCCUGGAAAUUUGAUGAUUUUUGAAUUUUUAGAACAUUUACUGCCGUCACACUGGAGUGGAGUACAUGCAUUUGACCAACUACGAGCAACAGGAAUGGAUCCGUCGUCAUUUUGAAGCCCCAAGAGUCACUGAACUCACCGUGGAACAGAAGAAAGUCCUGUUCAAAAGAUUGAUCCGAUCCACCAAGUUUGAGGAGUUCUUGGCAAAGAAGUGGCCCAGUGAAAAGAGGUUUGGCCUAGAAGGGUGUGAAGUCUUGAUCCCGGCGAUUAAGCAGGUAAGCGACAUCUGAAAGGCAACAAGUUGUCAUGGAUAAUAUAAAAAUGUUUUGAUUUUUGACAAAAAUUGGUUGGAAUGGAAGAAACAAGGCUUUUUUGUUAUAUCUGAAGCUGUUUUAGUGACUUCUCUGGCUUUUUGAUACACUUUUUGACAUGAUUUUUAUUAAUUUCCCCCACUUUUAGGUGAUCGAUCGCUCCUCCACGUUGGGAGUGGACUCGGUCGUCAUCGGCAUGCCCCACAGAGGACGUCUGAAUGUCCUCUCCAACGUUUGCCGCCAACCCCUGGCCACGAUUCUGUCCCAGUUCUCGACCCUCGAACCGUCGGAUGAGGGAUCAGGAGAUGUGAAAUAUCACUUGGGAGUUUGCAUCGAACGCCUGAACAGACAGUCUCAAAGGAAUAUUAAGAUUGCUGUGGUGGCUAACCCAUCUCAUUUGGAGGGUAUGUUGAGGGUUUGAGCGUAAAAUUUUUAAAAAAUUAUAUUGGUUUAGGUAAGGGGGUUAGAUUUGUAUUUUUUGGGGGGAAAAAUUAAGUUUGGUAAUGGUUUUUGGUAUUGUUUUAUUGUGAGAUAUCUUUAAAUUGAUGUGUUAGUGGUUUAGACUAUAAGAAAUACUUUUUUUGACUCUUUCUUAUCAAUUUUUUAGAAAAAAUUUGCUUUUUGGGCAAGAAAAUUGUAAAAAAUGAGAUUUUUUUGAGAUUUUUGAAUAUUUAAUGCCGGAAUUUGAUGAUCGAAUAAUAUGUUGGGGUCUUUAAUUCCACUAUUCCAGCUGUGGACCCCGUGGUGCAAGGCAAAGUCCGCGCCGAAGCCUUUUAUUCGGCGGACGAUCGCUGCGAUCGCCACUUGGCCCUGAUGCUUCACGGUGACGCCGCCUUCUCGGGCCAAGGCGUCGUGAUGGAAACCUUCAACUUGGACGAUCUCCCCUCCUACACGGUGAACGGCGCCAUCCACAUGGUCGUGAACAAUCAAAUCGGCUUCACCACCGACCCCCGCUCCUCCAGAUCGUCGCCCUACUGCACGGACGUGGGUCGAGUUGUGGGCUGCCCCAUUUUCCACGUGAAUUCCGACGACCCAGAAGCCGUAAUGCACGUGUGCAAUGUGGCGGCUGACUGGCGCAAGACCUUCAAAAAGGAUGUGAUUAUCGACUUGGUGUGCUACCGAAGACAUGGCCACAAUGAACUCGACGAACCCAUGUUCACACAACCCCUGAUGUACCAGAGAAUCAAACAGACCAAACCUAUCCUUGAUUUGUAUCAAAAAUCGAUUAUUAGUGAGGGAGCGGCCGACGAAAACUACGUCAAGGAGGAGCUGAACAAGUACGGACAAAUCAUGGAAGACGCCUACGAAGAGGCGAAGAAAAUCACCACCGUCCGCAACAGAGACUGGCUCGACUCCCCCUGGGACGACUUCUUCAGAAACAAAGACCCCACCCAACUGUUGCCCACCGGAAUCGACCGAGAGAACAUCGAACAUGUGGUGGGGAAAUUCAGCUCCAUUCCGGAAGGAUUCCAUCUGCACAGAGGCCUGGAAAGAACCCUGAAAGGAAGAGCGAAGAUGCUGGAAGACAAUUCGCUGGACUGGUCCAUCGGAGAAGCCCUGGCGUUUGGAACUUUGCUCAAGGAAGGUAGGUGAUGGAUAAGAUAAAAAAUUUUUGGAAAUGAAAAUUUUAAAAUUUUUGGAAGUGUUGAAGAAUUUGAUUGAUGGAGGAGGGAAGUACAGAGUCUGAGGGGUUUGUUUUUGAGAGGUUGGGUGUCUGGAUGAACGGAGAUUUGCAUAAAUUGGGGAAAUUUUGGAGAUUUUAACGAGGAAAGUACUUCUAUGGGGUAUUGAGUUAUAGGUCGAAAGAUGUAUCAGAAAAUUGCAAAAUUUUUUUGAUUCAGAAUAUGUAAAAAUUAGCUGCCCAAUUUUGGUUUGUAAAGGCGAAAAAAUCCUCAGAACUUUUCUCGCAACACCACGCAACACCACGCAAAUCCAUUUUUUGAUCAAGUUUUUACCAAUUCAAAGGCUUUGUUUGGAGCUAAAGUAAACCCUGGAAGCUUGAUAAGCCUUAAAAUGUCAAAUUUGAAUCGUACUACACCUUAACUGCAGUUCCAACACCACGCAAAUGCUCUUUUUUUACAUUGGAACUACUAAUUAGGGUGUAGUAUUAAUCAAAUUUGAUAUUUUAAGGCUUGCCAAGAUGACAGGGUUUACCCCUUUAGCUCCAAACAAAGCUUUUGAAUUGGUAAAAACUUGGUCAAAAAGGCAUUUGCGUGGUGUUGCGAGAAAAUUUCUGAACAUUAUUUUAGGACAAAAACCACCUUAUUUUACAAGGAAAGUACUUCUAUGGGGUAUGGAGUUACAGGUCGAGACAUGUAUCAAAAAAAUUGCAAAAGUUUUCUGAUUCAGAAUAUGUGAAAAUUAGCUGCCCAAUUUUGGUUUAUACGGACGAAAAAGCCCUCAGAACUUUAGUCGCAACACCACGCAAAUGCCUUUUUAAUCAAGUUUUUACCAAUUCAAAAGCUUUGUUUGGAGCUAAAGUAAACCCUGGGAUCUUGCCAAGCCUUAAAAUAUCAAAUUUGAUUAAUACUACACCAUAAUUAGUAGUUCCAAUGCAAAAAAGGGGGCAUUUGCGUGGUGUUGGAACUACUAAUUAAGCUGUAGUAUUAAUCAAAUUUGACAUUUUAAGGCUUGUCAAGAUGCCAGCGUUUACUUUAGCUCCAAACAAAGCUUUUGAAUUGGUAAAAACUUGGUCAAAAAGGCAUUUGCGUGGUGUUUCGAGAAAAGUUCCGAGGGUUUUUUCGCCCUUAAAAACCAAAAUUGGGCAGCUAAUUUUUACACAUUCUGAAUCAGAAAAAUUUUGCGAUUUUUUGAUACUUCUCUCGACCUGUAACUCCAUACCCCAUAGAAGUACUUUCCUUGUUAAAAAAUCCAAAUUUUCUCCAAUUUAUACAAAUUUUCGUUCAUCCGGAAACUCAAACUCUCAAAAACAAACCCCACAGAAUUCUUGUUCAAAAACUUUAAAUUUGCAAAAAAUCUUUCUUGUUUUUAGGCAUUCACGUCCGCCUGUCCGGUCAAGAUGUUGAGCGAGGAACUUUCUCGCACCGUCAUCACGUUCUGCACGACCAAAAAAUCGACCAGAAAGUGUACAACCCAUUGAAUGACCUCUCCGAUAAUCAAGCCGAAUACACUGUCUGCAACUCGUCGUUGAGCGAAUACGCGGUCCUCGGAUUCGAACUGGGAUACGCCAUGGUCAACCCGAACGCAUUGGUCAUCUGGGAGGCGCAGUUUGGAGACUUCUCGAACACUGCGCAGUGCAUUAUUGAUCAAUUUAUCUCCUCGGGACAGUCGAAAUGGAUCCGACAGACAGGUAAGAGAAGGUUUUUGUAGUAUGUAAUUACAUGUAAGGGCAGUUAAGGAGGUUUGGGGUGUUUUGGAGGGGAUUGUGGAAAAUUUUUUACCUAGUGUAAUAUAAAUUUUUGAAUUUUUUGGCAAGAUUAUGAUUAGAUUGUAUGAAGUAUGGUCGAAAAGAGGCUUUGUGAGUGUUAUUUGUUCGUUUGAGAGGGUUUUCGAGAAAAUUUUUUAGUUUUUUAUAAAAGUUAAUAAAUUUUUGCCCUAAAUUUAUUCAAUUUUUUUCCAGGCCUGACCAUGCUCCUCCCCCACGGCUACGAAGGAAUGGGCCCGGAGCACAGUUCGGCCCGCCCGGAGCGCUUCCUGCAGAUGUGCAACGACGACGACGAGAUCAACUUGACCAAGGUGACGUUGGACGAAAAAUUCGUCGCCCAACAACUCCACGAUACCAACUGGAUUGUGGCCAAUUGCACAACACCCGCCAACAUCUUCCACUUGCUGAGAAGACAGAUUUAUUUGCCGUUCCGAAAGCCGUUGAUUGUGAUGACGCCGAAGAGUUUGCUAAGACAUCCCUUGGCCAGAAGCCCAAUUGAAGAUUUCUUGACCGGCACCAGCUUCCAAAGAGUCAUCCGAGAGGAUGGACCUGCCGUACAGAAUGCGCAGAAUGUAAAGAAGGUCGUGUUUGUGUCAGGUGAGAGGGGAAUAUUGUGGUAGAAAAAUAUUGAUAUUGCACUGGGAUUUUUGCAAAAUUUGGGGGAAAUUAAGUGUAAAAAGAAGGGAAAUGACUUUUAGACCAGGAAUUAGGACGAUUGGGGGAAAAGAGAAUGGGGAAAAGUACGAUUGGGGAAACCGGAAGGUUUUUUUUUGAUGCAAGUGUGAUUUUUGAAAGAAAAGAAGGGGCCAGUAAGUCUAUUUUUAAAUCACAAGCUUUUCCCAAACAAAAUUUUUUUGACCAAAAAGUCUUUAUGUUACUUUUGGUAUAACUGAUUACUAAAAAAUCAUAAUUUUAGUAUCGCAAAGUGUCUAAAACGGAACUGGGACGAUUGGGGAAAAAGAGAAUGGGGAAAAUACGAUUGGGGAAACCGAAAAGUAUUAUUUUUCUUCGAUGCAAGUGUCGAAAUUAGGAUAAUUGAGGGUGCCGAUUUCGAAAAUGACAUUCAUUUUUGUUUGAUUGUUACUUUUUUCCUCAAGUAGUACUGUAAAGUAGUAAUUUUUUGAAAUUUUUUCAUAAAUACUCGAUUUGGGGGCUUUCGAUGGUGCUGGUUUCAAAUUAGAAAACAUGAAUAAGAUUUUCGAAAUCAGCACCAUCGAAAACCCCUAAAUCGAGUAUUUAUGAAAAAAUCGAAAAAUUACUACUUUACAGUACUACUUAAGGAAAAAAGUAACUAUCAAAAAAUGGAUGUCAUUUUCGAAAUGAGCACCCUCGAUUAUCCUAAUUUCGACGCUUGCAUCGAAGAAAACUAAUACUUUUCGGUUUCUCCAAUCGUACUUUUUCCCCAAUCAUCUUUUUCCCCAAUCAUCUUUUUCCCCAAUUCUCCGUAGAACGAGCAUUUGGGCCAUUUGAAGCUUAUUAAACCAUGUUUUAGAAAAGAUUUACGGGAUUUUUUACUUGAAUUUCGAGCUUUUCAGGAAAAGCCUACUAUGAAAUCGCCAGCGCCCGAAAAGAAAGAAACCUCGAUGACACAAUUGCCCUAGUCAGAGUGGAACAGAUCUGCCCCUUCCCAUAUGAUGUAAUCAAGGCCGAAUGUGACCGAUACCCGAACGCACAAAUCGUCUGGGGCCAGGAGGAACCGAAGAACAUGGGCAGCUGGACGUAUGUCCAACCGAGAAUCAACUCGUUGAUCAAAGAGUAAGUUAUUUGGAUGUAUUUAGUGCUUGAAGAAUUGGUUCCCCGUAUUUUAAAUUUUUUUUGGGAAAUUCGGCGGUGUUUUUUUUUUGAGGGCAAGACUUGACCCAAAAUUUUGUAUGUUGAGUAAUCUGUUGCUUUCAGAAUUGAAAUAUGUCGUAUUUUUUCAGUAGAUUGCUAUGAAAUAGAGCCGGGCAACGAGGGAGACACUUGACCCAAAAUUGAUCAUAAAUGGGUCAAGUGUUCCCCGUGAUAAAAAAAGGCCCAGACAGUGUAAUUUUUGGUUCUCUUUCAGCCAAAACCGCGUCGUCACGUACGUUGGUCGCAAGUCUGCCGCAUCCCCCGCCACCGGCAACAAAUACACUCACAUAAAGGAACAAAAGGAACUCGUCGACGACGCCCUUUCUUAG